This is a messenger RNA of Monoraphidium neglectum, 801 nucleotides long. RefSeq names its product NADH dehydrogenase. NCBI's taxonomy places the organism in Eukaryota, Viridiplantae, Chlorophyta, Chlorophyceae, Sphaeropleales, Selenastraceae. The transcript has 9 exons. Gene Ontology annotation, molecular function: NADH dehydrogenase activity. The record is from RefSeq and is a predicted model, not a curated record. The coding region runs from base 1 to 801 and encodes 266 amino acids.
AUGUCGGUGACCCUGAUCGAGGCCAAGGAGCUGCUGGGCAGCUUUGAUGCCAGCCUCAGGGAGUAUGCGGCGCGCAAGCUCACGCGGCAGGGGAUCAAGCUGCGCAAGGUGGAGCCGGGGUCCCUGACGCUGACGGACGGCACCGUCAUCCCCUUUGGCCUCUGCAUCUGGUCGACUGGAGUCGGGCCCACGCCCUUCACGCUCAGCCUGCCCUUCGCCAAGACACAGGUGGGCCGCCUAGCUGUGAACGAGCGGCUGCAGGUCCUGGCGCCACCCAAGCAGGAGGAGGACGGCGGCGCAGUGCGCGCGGAGGGGCAGGCGGUCAAGGGGCCCGGCAAGGUGACGCCCCUGACAGAGGAGACCAAGCCCAUCACGCCAGCACCCGGCAGCGUCAAGGCCGAUGCGGCCGCCUACAGCAGCCUGCACCCAGUGCCGGACGUUUACGCGCUCGGCGACUGCUGCGCCAACCCGCACACCCCGCUGCCGGCCCUGGCGCAGGUGGCUGAGCAGCAGGGGCGCUACCUCGCCGCAAUGCUCAAUGAAGAGGCCAAGAACACGGGGGCUGAGCCGAAGGACUUUGUCUACAACCAUUUGGGAUCCAUGGCCACCGUGGGUGGCACCAGCGCCAUCCUAGAGCUGGGUUCAGGUAGCAGCAAGCGCCUGAGCGUCGCGGGCUUUGCCUCCUGGGUGGCCUGGCGCAGCGCGUACCUCACGCGGCUGGGGAGCCUGCGGAACAGGAUGAUGGUGGCCUUCGACUGGACCAUUACCAUGCUGCUGGGCCGCGACCUCAGCCGCUGGUGA